This is a messenger RNA of Doryrhamphus excisus (bluestripe pipefish), 1586 nucleotides long. NCBI's taxonomy places the organism in Eukaryota, Metazoa, Chordata, Actinopteri, Syngnathiformes, Syngnathidae. The record is from RefSeq and is a predicted model, not a curated record.
ACAAUAUACUACAUUAAAUUCAUUAAGAUCAAGCUAGCAGUUUAGAAUUAGCUUCCUCUCGUGCUCAAAUCCACCUGUAAACAAGGAUAAUGUUUGCUGAGAUGUAUAGUUUUCACAAUGCAAAAAUGAGGGACGCAGAAAAAACACAUACUCGAGACAUUUGCACUGUGUUUAAAUGACGUGUCCAAACAAAGUAACAUUUGUUAAACAAAUCACCAACUCUGUGUGACUAUUUAGGAAGAGAAAACAUCCUACCUGACUCAAACGUCGCUGAAUUCGUCCGUGUCGUCACCGGAAGUCUCUCCCAUUCGGCGUUUGAGCGGCAAUUAAGCGACUUUUGCUCGUCGGCUAAUGGUAUUUAAGCUAAUGAUAUUUAAGCAUACGCGCACCGGCGCACCGAACUAACGGUCGGGGUGACACUGUAUACACAUAUAACGUUCAGAAGCCGAAAACAAAGUAUAAAGCACACAUUUAUAACUCACGACAAAACAUAACAAUGUUCAGCAGUCAUUUGCCGGUUCAGUUCUUCUUCUCCGCGUAAACAGACCGGCAACCCGGAAGUACAGCGCUUCUUAGAGGCACAGGCGAGAGCGGGAAGAGCACUUUUAUCAAACAAAUGAGGAUCAUCCACGGGGGAGGCUACAGCGAGGAGGACAAGAGGAGCUACGCCAAGCUGGUCUACCAGAACAUCUACACGUCCAUGCAGACCAUGCUGAGGGCCAUGCACACAAUGCACCUGCCUUUUGAUCACACACACAACCAGAACAGCGCCACCAUGAUCCUGGAGGUGGAGGUGGACAAGGUGGAGGACUUGGAUCAGAACCACGUGGACGCCAUCAGGGGUCUGUGGACGGAUGGCGGCGUGCAGGAAUGCUACGAGCGCCGGCGGGAGUACCAGCUGUCUGACUCCACCAAAUAUUAUUUGACAGAACUGGAGCGGAUCGCGCAGCCCUCCUAUGUACCCAGUCUCCAGGACAUCCUACGGGUCCGGGUUCCCACCACGGGAAUAAUCGAGUACCCCUUUGACAUGGAGAGCGUCAUCUUCAGGAUGGUGGACGUUGGGGGUCAAAGAUCGGAGCGCAGGAAGUGGAUCCACUGCUUCGAGAACGUCACCUCCAUCAUCUUCCUGGUGGCGCUGAGCGAGUACGACCAGGUUCUGGUUGAAUGCGACAACGAGAACCGCAUGGAGGAGAGCAAGGCGCUGUUUAAGACCAUCAUCACGUACUCCUGGUUCCAGCGCUCAUCCGUCAUCCUCUUCCUCAACAAGACUGACAUCCUCAAGGAGAAGAUCAUGCACUCCCACCUGGCAGACUACUUUCCACAAUUCACCGGCCCUCGCCAGGACGCGGUGUCCGCCCAGGAGUUCAUCCUAAAGAUGUACCAGGAGCAAAACCCGGACAAAGACAAGACGCUCUAUCCUCACUUCACCUGCGCUACGGACACGGAAAACAUUCGCUUCGUCUUUGUGGCCGUCAAAGACACCAUCCUGAGACACAACCUCAAGGACUUCAACCUGGUCUGAAAGACAACAAAAAACUCACAAGGGGGCCGUUCCUGUUACGGCUUUCAGGUGCAAGAAGAAUAUA